AUGUUUCUUUCAGCCUGGCUACUGAUCGCCUUGGCAACGAACGUCGGGAUGGUGCUGACCGGCCGUGCCCUCUGCGGUUUCUGCGUGGGCAUCGCCUCGCUCUCCCUACCGGUCUAUCUCGGCGAAACGAUACAACCGGAAGUGCGAGGUACCCUCGGACUAUUACCAACCGCUUUCGGUAACACAGGUGAGUGUAUCUUCUCUCAGGGUGAGGAGCAAGUUUUGUCUCUCCAUUUGAAAAAUGUGCAAGCUUCACAGCGGAGGAGAGGAGCUAAUUGUCAUCGAAUUUUAGUCUGCUUCGUGGCCGGCAUGUAUCUAGACUGGAGAAAUCUCGCGUUGCUCGGCGCCGGUUUGCCAAUACCGUUCCUGAUUCUGAUGUUCAUGAUCCCCGAGACGCCGAGAUGGUACAUCUCCAAGGGUAAGGCGAAACGAGCGCGGAAAUCGUUGCAAUGGCUGCGUGGCAAAGGCACCGACAUCAACGACGAGCUAUCCGCCGUACAAAAGUUACACGCCGAAAGCGAACGCAACGUCUCGCAGGGCGCGCUGAUGGAGGUCUUCAAGAAGAACAACCUGAAGCCAGUUUUGAUCUCGCUCGGUCUGAUGUUCUUCCAACAGCUUUCAGGAAUCAACGCCGUCAUAUUCUACACCGCAAGGAGACUCUUAUUGUCCUUGCCGCCUUCUCGAUUCACUUCUUAUUCGAGAAGCUAUUUCUUUACGAUGAAAAUGAGAGUAAUUUGCAUUGAACGUAAAGUUACUUUACACGAUGAUCGCGAGGAAUAUGCUAGUUGGACGUCGCAUCGAGACCAUUCAACACUCUCGCCCGUGAAACAAUUUUUUGCAAUUGAUGAAUUUCAGAUAGGCUGUCAGAGGUCAGAGAUUCGCGUGGCCGUGGAACGAGUUGAUAUUGCAACCGAUCUGAAUCUAUUUUGUUCACAGGAUGCUGGAAGCAGCAUCGACGAGAACGUCUCGACCAUCAUCGUCGGUAUCGUGAACUUCAUCUCGACGUUCGUGGCGGCUAGCGUAAUCGACAAACUGGGUAGGAAGAUGUUGCUGUACAUAAGCGGCGUGUCCAUGUGCCUGACCCUGUUCACGUUCGGCACGUUCUUCUACGUGAAGGCGAGCGGUACGGACGUGACGUCGUUCGGCUGGAUACCACUGUUGAGCCUGAUCGUUUACGUGAUCGGCUUCUCCCUUGGAUUCGGCCCGAUCCCCUGGCUCAUGAUGGGCGAGAUCUUGCCGGUGAAGAUACGCGGCUCCGCGGCAAGCGUCGCCACCGCCUUCAACUGGACCUGCACGUUCGUCGUGACGAAAACGUACGAGGACAUCGUCUCGGUGAUCGGGCCGUACGGCACCUUCUGGAUGUUCGGCACGAUCGUGGUAGUCGGCUUCGUGUUUGUAAUCGUCUGCGUGCCAGAGACGCGGGGCCGUUCGCUCGAGGAGAUCGAGAAACGAUUCGCCGGCCCGGUGAGAAGAAUGAGCGCGGUGGCCAACAUGAAGCCUAUGCCGAUGGCCUGUUAA
This is a messenger RNA of Heterotrigona itama, 1518 nucleotides long. The record is from the annotation of a GenBank genome assembly. NCBI's taxonomy places the organism in Eukaryota, Metazoa, Arthropoda, Insecta, Hymenoptera, Apidae.